This is a messenger RNA of Racocetra persica, 123 nucleotides long. The record is from the annotation of a GenBank genome assembly. Lineage: Eukaryota; Fungi; Glomeromycota; Glomeromycetes; Diversisporales; Gigasporaceae.
CUGAAGAAUCAUUAAAUAAGUGGAUAAUUGAGCAAUAUCUAAGAAAAAUAGCAAUUACACCUAAUAAUGUCAAAUAUCAUAUGACUAAUUUACUUUUUCAGAAAUUUAAACUUUCAAAUCCUG